Messenger RNA from Pseudo-nitzschia multistriata, 1452 nucleotides. The record is from the annotation of a GenBank genome assembly. NCBI's taxonomy places the organism in Eukaryota, Bacillariophyta, Bacillariophyceae, Bacillariales, Bacillariaceae.
CAUUAUCAGCAGAACAUUACUUCGUACUGUAUUGUAGAAAUAAAACAUCAUCAUGCGACCGAUCAAGUUAGUGCUUUCCCUCUUCGCAUUGAAUCCCGAAGACGCUGUCUCUGCAAUGUCUGGGGUGAACACAUCAGCCUGUCGAUCCAAUUCUACCCACAUCGUCUGGAAAACAGUUUCKCGGCCCUCUCGGAUCCACGGAGACCCGGAACGGCGGGCGACUCASRAGCGACGYAUCGAGUCGUCCUCKACCGACAAAGACCACGCCGGCGCAACGACGGCAUACCAUUGCUCCGUUCAAACACGCAAAGAUGCCGAAGCAUCGUGCAUGUUGUUCCUUAGGAACAACGUGAUGCCAUUCGACGAACMAUUCCGAGAAACGAUGGGAUUCCCACUYGGCGACGACGACAAUCCCAACGCGGACGGGCUGGCCACCGGCCUCGUGGAACCAACCAUUUCACUAGCGCUCGACGCCAAAGUUCUAUACAAGUGGACCGAUGAUCUGCCCCCGGAGAUAUUCAUGGAGUACGUCCUGAACUACGCAAACCUAAACGAGGCGCGAACCAACUGGCGUCCGCUGUUGGUCGACGCCCUGAAAUUCAAUGAGAGCGAAUUGUAUCGUAGUUCUCUGAGAACAACGGCACCGGCCACCGCAACGGGUACGGUAGCGACCUGGGAGAGCACCCUGAAUGUCACGUCGGUAACCACCUGGGUCAACACCAACCUAUGGAACCGGUUGGGACGAGAAGGAGCACCGAUCUACUUCAAGAGUUCUCAAACGCCCCUGGUCUUUGACCCCAUGUCCGUGGUGGCCUUUGGAUAUGCCAGCUGUACGGGGACAUCGAUCCUGUUUUGCAACGCGCUGCGUGCCGUGGGAGUUCCGGCCCGGGUGGUGGGCACCCCCGCCUGGUACGGCAACCGGACCCAGGGCAACCACAACUGGGUCGAGGUCUAUGUGCCCGAUGCCGGUAGCGGCGGUGCCGGCGAAUGGAAAUUCCUGGAGCCCUCGCCGGCGCUGCCGAGCGUGGACACCCUGGACGGCGAUCCCUGCGGCCGGUGGUUYUGCGAUCCCGGUCGGUACCCUUCCAGCAGGGUGUACGCCGCGAGAUUGUGGUCGGGAGAGGGGGAAUCGCCACCGGCCGUCCAUUUCCCGCUGGCCUGGGAGUGGGAUUGCCACGGUGUGCCGGCAGAGGAGCGAACCGAUUACUAUGCUAGGGUUUGCGGAUCGUGUAGCGAGUGACGGACGAUGCAUGACGGACAAGCACCGGGGCUUUCGCAAGAAGGAAUAGAAGAAUCCAUCGCGAGAUUGAGCUAAUGAUGAAUUUUUGUCAACCCAGCCCCCUUGCUUUUGGUAUCCUUUUUUUCGAGCUUCCAUCUUGUGGAUGUACCAGCGGCUCCGACUGCUUGGCCUAAAGGAAAUGAUGGAUCUGCAGAUAAAUCGUAGCAAGCACU